CCCCCCCGCGUCCCCCGCUCGCCCUGGCCGCUCGCGCAGCUGCUCGGCUCUCGCUAUAUAAAGGGGCGAAGCGGGCAGAGCGGGCGGCUGGCGGCGGCGGCUGCAGCCCCGGGGCCGGCGAGCGAGGCCGGGCCAGGCCGCGGGGCCGCCCGUGAGCCGGGGCGGGACGCGCGGGCUCUGGGGGGACGCAGCCGGGCAGGUUUAUUGUUUUAGGGGCGACUCCCCCCCCCGCGGUUGGGGGCGUCCCGGGGGGCUCGGGACAUGGCGAGCUCGACUAACACAAACCCCGUGCCUAAAUUGUACAAGUCUGUAAUUGAAGAUGUCAUCAAUGAUGUCAGAGAAGUUUUUCUGGAUGAAGGAGUGGAUGAACAAGUUCUUAUGGAACUCAAAACACUGUGGGAAAACAAGCUGAUGCAGUCCAAGGCUGUAGAUGGCUUCCAUUCAGAAGAGCAGCAGCUUUUGUUGCAGGUGCAACAGCAGCAACAGCAGCAGCAGCAACAGCAGCAUCAUCACCACCACCAUCACACACAACCUCAGCCACAGCAGACUGUGCAGCAGCAGUCUCAGCCACAACAGGUCCUUAUUCCAGCAUCUCAGCAAGCACCUCAGCAGCAGGUUAUUGUGCCAGAUUCCAAGCUGAUACCGCACAUGAAUGCAUCAGGCAUGAGUGCUGCAGCCACUGCAGCUACAUUGGCUCUCCCUGCUGGUGUUACUCCUGUUCAGCAGAUACUUACAAAUUCAGGCCAGAUCCUCCAAGUAGUUAGAACUGCAAAUGGAGCUCAGUAUAUAAUUCAACCACAGCAGCCAGUUGUUCUACAGCAGCAGGUCAUACCACAAAUGCAGCCUGGUGGGGUACAAGCACCUGUUAUUCAGCAGGUUUUGGCUCCUAUCCCUGGAGGGAUUUCCCAGCAGACAGGAGUGAUUAUUCAGCCUCAGCAGAUCCUGUUUACAGGAAAUAAAACGCAAGUCAUACCUACUACAGUGGCUGCCCCUACACCAGCUCAAGCACAGAUUCCUGCAGCUGGUCAGCAGCAACCACAACAACAACAGGCACAACCACAAGCACCACUUGUUCUCCAAGUUGAUGGAGCAGGGGACACAUCAUCUGAAGAAGAAGAAGAUGAGGAAGAAGACUAUGAUGAUGAUGAAGAGGAAGACAAAGAGAAAGAUGGGGGUGAAGAUGGCCAGGUUGAAGAGGAACCUCUUAACAGUGAAGAUGAUGUGAGUGAUGAGGAAGGACAAGAACUGUUUGAUACGGAAAAUGUUGUUGUGUGCCAGUAUGAUAAGAUUCACAGAAGUAAAAACAAAUGGAAAUUUCAUCUCAAAGAUGGCAUCAUGAAUCUUAACGGAAGAGAUUAUGUAUUUUCCAAAGCCAUUGGGGAUGCAGAAUGGUGAAGUUUUAAAAGACAAAGCAAAACAAAAGAACUCCCUGUAAAAGGAAGAAUCAAAAGCAGGAAAGGUUGAGACUUGGACGUAUACUCCAAUCAAAAUGUGUAUCUGCACAUCAGAAAUAAACAAUAAACAAAACUAUCGGAACAAAGGUAAAAUGUGGCAACAAAGACACUACUUCAGAUGAGCAAGCCAUGGACUGUAGCAGCUAUAGUAUUGUCUGGGAGCUGGUUUUGUGUGUUAGGAAUACCUUAAUUAUCAAUUCUACAUACAGGUACCUACAGCUGGUAUUUAGCAUGUAAGGCUUUGUUCCCCCACCCCCUUCUUCCCUUGAUUUAAGAUUUUAAUACUUCUUCCACUGAUUGAAGGAACUCCUCCCUUUGAUAGAUUAUUAAUCUGAAAAUGCUUAUUGUGUGUACAAAUCUUUGCUUUGAACACUUCCUUUUGGUAGUGAGGAUGGUCAGAAUGUUACUUAAACUGCGUGCAAGCUUUGUACAGAAGGGUAAGAAUUAAGGUGUUAAAUUUUAAAUAACUUGUAUAAGGAAAAUAUUUUUAAUUCUGAUAUGCUCAUUAAUUAUUGUAUCUAUUGUUUUCAAUUCAGUUACCCAUAAACAGGUUGUUGUUCUUAGCAGUUACAAAAUGGUAAAAUGAUCAUUUAUAUUUCAAAAUUAUUUUAACUUCAUGUAAGUGAUACCUUUUAUUUAGGGCUGUAUUUUUUUAAAUAAGCACCUGUAGCUCCCCCUGCCCCCAAAAGUCAGAUUGCUUAACUUGUUAAUUAUAUUCUUGCUGUUUGGUGGUGGUUCAGCAUCACUGAACUGAGAUGAAUAAUGUAGUUUCUAUUGUUCUUUUUUUUAAAAAAAAAAGCUUUGGACACCUUUUGAAUCAAAUAUGUAGGUAAUGGCAUAAUAGAUGCAUUCCUCCACCUGCUUAAUACAUGUAUAGUCCAGGCAUCCACAAAUAACUCAACAGACCACAAGAAUUACUAAGUUUUUUAUAUAGAAAAUCACGUAAAAAUUCUAACAUCCUGGCUGCAACGCUGUUAAUCAAAGAUCCGCUUUACUAAAAGGUAUAGCCGUAAGUUACCUGCAGCAGUUAAUCUCUCUAAAGUUUCCAGGUGGCAUGUAAUUUCAUGAAGAGAGCUGCACAGCUUUGAGAACACAAAUUUUGCUAGAGUAUCUUUAGGCUGUCUUGGUAACAGAAAAUCAAGCAGUUGGAUGCACUAAACCUUGUGUAGUCACUUUUUCACUUGCGUUUUCCAGAGGUGUGGUUUUGUGGUGGGGAUUUUUUUGUUGUUGUUGUUUGUGAAAAGCAACAAGGUUGCCUCCCCCCUUCUUCCCUUCCUUUCCUGAGAAGUGAACACCUUUUCUUCAUGCAUAGGUUAUUCUUGCAAACCCUGCUUUCAGAAAUGCAGUUACUUUUGAACGAGGAGAGGGAAUGGGCAUUAUACUUCAGAAACUGUUGAGGAAGGAAUGUUCAUGUGGCUCACCAUUUCAGAAAACUUUUAUGUUUCAUUGGGUGCUUGGAAAGAUGAUGAAAAAAGGACACAGCAAAAAUAAUUUUAACUAAACUGGGGAAGACUUUCAGAAGCAGACAUUUGAACCAUGAUUUCUGACCUUUUUUUGCUCGAGAAUGAAACUACUUAAACAUUAUUUAACAAAGUCACAAGUGUAUUUUAGCAGUCUAUUAUGGUUGCUUUAAUUUUCAUUGUCUGAUUUACUUGCCUCCAAGUGCAUUCAUAGUCUCAGUAGUACAUAGAAAACUCAAAACUCAUUGAAAAGAGGGGUUUUCCCACUGUGAUUUUGUACACCUGUGCUUUCAUUGAUACAGACUAAAACUGCCUGUAAGCUAUGUCUAGAGCCAUAUGGUUGUUAGUAAGCCGUCUACAUAUAUAAGCUUUAUGAAAAGUUAAUUGAUGUUUCUUCCAAUUCAUUCUUAAGUUACUGAAUCGUCAUUUAGAGUGCAUUUUUGGCUUGGGGCUUCAAGGUAUCUCAAACUGAUGGGUGUUUGCUUUACUCUGAACAAAGCAGAUAUUUUAUUUUUUUACCACUGUUGACACUUCUAUGUACAACUGCAAUGAAAUCAAUAAUGUACCAACUAAUUCCUUCCCUUACCUUUUCCAUAUCUGUUACCAGUAAGUCUUAAGUAGUGGACUUCAGAAAAAUUCCCGUAACGCUGCACAACCAAACCAAUAAAAGGAAUAAAAAUCCCUUUAGCUAUAGAUUCCUGUUCAUACUACUGGAACCCAGAUUACUUGUACAACACUCUGUUUCCAGACAGCUUAGUGGUUUUUUUCACCCCCGUAUAUAUGCUAGAAGCUGCAUAGCCUUUUUAUUUAUUUUUAAGGGAUAGCAGAACUUCAAAGUUAACUUAAGCCCAGCCUGUUUUGAAGGAUGUUAGAAGCUUUCUGAACUUGCAGAGUCUCUUGCAAGCUAAUUGUAGGGUAUGCUUUUCAGAUAAGAAGUUUUGUCUUCAAAUACCUGUGAAGUUUUCAGAAAGCCAGUCAGACAUGAACAUACCAAACUGUGCUCUUAUUGCUACAUCAAGUGUUCCUUUUUUUUUUUUAAUCAAAAAGCAUGUUUUAAUUUCAUUUUAUUGUAGCAGCUCGCUGUAAGAAUGUAGUUUGCUUAAUUUUAUUAUUGUACUUGAAUUUUUAAUCAUGGUUUUAACAAUAUAACUGAACAGACCAUUUCAUUAGUUCCCAAAGAAACCAUUCCUUUCAGAGGGCAAGGGAUUCCUGUGUUCAUAGUUCAUAAAUUCCCCCCACCCCCACCCCCCUGGCAGUAUGUUCUUUUGGUUUUGUUUUCUCCCCAUUUAAAUAGUUCAGUAUUAUGGAAACAAGUAAAGAUUUCAAGAGGUCUUAUGUUAAAAUUUGCACAGAUAAUGGAGCACCUUUUAUGAUGGAAAAAAUGGGGAAGAUAACUUCAUAAUUAUAACCAUGAUAGCUGAUGGAAACUUGUAGAGCAACUGGGCAAAAUUGGGAGUCUCGUGCCUUUUCAGUUUGCAGAAUACCUGUUUCGCCAAUAUGACAAUACUUCUUUUUUGAUUCCUGCAGUCCUUCAAUCAGAAAAACUUCUUUGCUCUAAUUCUGUUGGGUUUUAGUGUGUGCAAUCAUUUUAAAACAUCUAAGUUGAAAACAAAUUGAAAUGUUUUCUGUUAAGGAGAUAAUAGAGAAUUUAGUCACAUAAAGGAGCUUUUAUAUUGGACUAUUUAAAUAAAAUAUGUUUUUAUUCCCCCUCAGUUGCUGGCUAGUGACAAGAUUCCUUUGAGGCUUCAUACUUCUUGUUCCUGCAUUGUACUGAUAAGUUGCAUUUGAACAUAAUUCGGUUUCCUAAACAAAAUUUAAAGUGAUAAUUGUGGUCCGAGUUUAUUUCCGAGAAUAUGAUCCGUGAUUCUGAAGCACAGUUUCUAGAAAAGAGCAAAGAACAUGUGUGGUGUAACAGAUUUUUUUUAUAAAAAAAAAUUUUUUUUUUUCUGCUGCACAAUUAGGAGUGUUAAAGUAAACUUCAUUGAGUCUGUGAAAAUAAUUCCACUGCUUGAUAGUUAGCAGUAAUUAUGUCACGACAUAACACUACCAGAGUAAAACUUCUUAAUUCCAGUGAAGGAGUUAGAGACCUUGUUAAUUAAAGUUCAUUUUGAUUCAAUCUCUUCAAUUUGUAAAAGCUCCUUUAAAAACAAAGUCCCCCCAAAUUUCCCCCAAAGCAAAAGCUUCUUGAUAGAAUGCAAUAUGAUGACCAGGAAGCGAGCAGUGGUUUUAGAAUAACACACACUGGAUUGAUACUGGGCUGCCUUACACAGCAUCAUGGGGCUUACUGUGCGCCAGCCCACCCCACCCACACCCCCACACCCCAACCGAAAUUAGAGUUCUUUUCAGACUUCGAGAUUAGUGACUAUCCAAGAUGAAGAAACUUUCAUAUUGUUACGUAUUGGUGUCUGGCAUUGAAAGUCUCAUUUUCCCAUUGCUGUGGCUGGUUGGGAAAUGUGUGAAAAGCAGUCCCUUGGUUUCCCUGUUGUCUACUUUUUUCAGGCAGUUCAUGCAGUGUGUCUUUUAGUUAUUAUUUGGUGGAUUAGACAUUGUGGAACAAAAGGAGCUUUUUUAACAGGAAGAACUACCUUGGGUUAGCUAUAUGAACAGCCAUCCAAUGAGACACGUUACAGAGUGCAUAGGGUACCAGUAGAUUACGGAGUGGGGGAAUAUCCUUUUUUGCUGUUCUGAGCUACUAUUGUCAACUGCUGUUGUACAUAUACUGUUAUGUGUAAGGGGGUAAAUAUAUUUAUUAUGUUUGUAAAAUUCAUUCUGUACAAUUGCAGAUCAAGGUUGCUCCUCUGUGAUAUACAGGAUAUUAUGUUUCAAAGGCCAUGCUUGGAAUACAAUUAGAGAACUUAGUAUUUUGAUGUACUAAGACCUAUUUUAAGUUUAAUAUUUUGCCUUUGCAAAAACUUUAAUUAAAGAUGUUAUUUAAAAAUGUUUGCCACUUCA
Messenger RNA from Phalacrocorax carbo (great cormorant), 5866 nucleotides. NCBI's taxonomy places the organism in Eukaryota, Metazoa, Chordata, Aves, Suliformes, Phalacrocoracidae. The record is from RefSeq and is a predicted model, not a curated record.